UUGCAGCUCCAGACAGACGAGGCGGCCCGUUACCAAGCGAACAAGCCAGCGAGCAGUCCUGCUGCACCGCCGCGCACGGUCCGACAACAACGACGACGAGAGUGGAGCCCUGACACAGGAACACACUCAGUCAAGCGUGAGAACAACAACAACAACAACAACAACAACAGCAGCAGACUCUCCUCGACACUGUAGGGGAUGGCAGUGAAUGUGUACGCCACAUCGGUGUCCAUUGACAACCUCAGCCGACAUGACAUGCUGGCAUGGGUCAACGAUUCUUUGCAACUCACCUACACCAAAAUUGAACAGCUCUGUUCAGGUGCAGCAUAUUGCCAGUUCAUGGACAUGUUGUUCCCAGGUUGCAUCCUUCUGAAGAAGGUCAAAUUUCAAGCCAAGUUGGAGCACGAGUCGAUACACAACUUCAAAGUCCUUCAGGCAGCUUUUAAAAGGAUGAGUGUUGACAAAAUUAUUCCUGUGGAAAAGCUUGUAAAAGGGAAGUUCCAGGACAACUUUGAGUUCGUGCAGUGGUUCAAGAAGUUCUUCGAUGCCAACUACGACGGGAAGGAGUACGACCCUUUGCUAGCCAGACAGGGACAGGACAUGGCCCCUGCCCCCAACCCAGGACCACAGAGGACGUCUCCGACGGUCCCUAAAAACAUGCCGGCACCACAGCGGGUCCAACACAACACUCCAGCCUUGAGGAAGAACCCAUCUUUGUCUAGAAAUGGGGGCGGGGAUGCAGAGAUCAUGGAGCUAAAUCAACAGUUGAUGGAGUUGAAGUUGACCGUCGACGGACUGGAGAAGGAGCGAGACUUCUACUUCAGCAAACUACGGGACAUCGAGCUGAUCUGCCAGGAGCACGAGAGCGAAAACAGCCCCGUCCUCAGCAGGAUAAUCGACAUUCUCUACGCAACAGAGGAAGGCUUUGCGCCUCCAGAAGAUGAAGAACUUGAAGAACAAGCUCACCUGGACCAGGAUGAAUACUAAACGCUUUACUCCAACAUGUCCAUCUCCUUUUCUGUUCACCCGCAUUUGUUUUUCUACUCUCUCUCUCUCUCUCUCUCUCUCUCUCUUUGCACGCUUUCUAUAAAUACUUCUCAUUGUUUUUUCCACUUUCUUUCUUUCCCCUCUGUCUGUUUCUCAACCCGUCGACACGCGGCGUCUUUGCAUCUCCAGUUGCUGCUCAAUCCCUGCCUCCACUUACACAGUAACAAUAACAGUAAUCUCCAACAUAUCCCAGUCGUUUCAGCAUGAAUAACGCAGACGAGAUGGAACCGGCGUUGAUGGUCGCCAUUGAGAAACAGUGAAUUUAAAGUCUGUAAAUAUUACCGAUGUUUUGGUUUCCGAGAGAAAGCUGUUUUUUGCUCAUUAUGGAGGUAUUUACGUUGCCUUUGGUGCGCUUCUAAUGAUUAGAGCACGGAAAAUAGCUGCUCCACCGUGCCAUCAGGACACUCCCACAGCUACUAAAACUGUAACGAAAGUCUUUUUUUUAAUGAAUAGUUUCUUAUUUAUUUAACUUAUAUUUAAUUGACACAAACUUUGCGGCUGAGUCGGACUGAACUCCGAGGGCCCGAGGUAUGUUAUUUGAGCGCGUUCAAGGCACGCGGAAACACUGAAGGAAAUACCUCGGUGUCAUGACGACGAGUGCUCUGCAAAUUCAGAAUUUUUUUUUUAUCCAACAGCAGCAUAUCUGAGCAUGAGAAUGUUUAACAUUGACUGUGAAUGAGUGAAUAUUUUGCAAACGUGUCCUUCCUUUGUUGCACAAUCCCGAUUCUCACCGCAGACUGAAAACACGGUGAUAGAUCGUAGCAGUUUGGUGUUAAACCCUAAAAGUACUAGUCAGCCACUGACACUGAAGCUAUACAUCAUUCUCACACGACAGCAGUCAUUAUGUUAUAAUUUGCGAGAGUAAAGAGUUGUCAGUAUUAACAGGUCUGUUACAGUUUAACCAUGGGAGUCUUUUGUUGUCCUUCCCCUGCUAGUUCUGUUUUUGCAAACUGGCUGCCGUCUGCUCUGGCACGCAUUGUUUUGGACCACGUGAAACAUCUAGAGAGAUCACUCAUCCUUUUGAGUUUUGAAUAAAUAAACAGCUGUGAAAUAAACUGUUUUGCACUUA
This is a messenger RNA of Solea senegalensis (Senegalese sole), 2116 nucleotides long. RefSeq names its product microtubule-associated protein, RP/EB family, member 3a (gene mapre3a). NCBI's taxonomy places the organism in Eukaryota, Metazoa, Chordata, Actinopteri, Pleuronectiformes, Soleidae. The record is from RefSeq and is a predicted model, not a curated record. Gene Ontology annotation, cellular component: microtubule organizing center; microtubule plus-end; cytoplasmic microtubule. Gene Ontology annotation, molecular function: microtubule plus-end binding. The transcript has 7 exons. Gene Ontology annotation, biological process: protein localization to microtubule plus-end; regulation of microtubule polymerization or depolymerization; spindle assembly. Bases 199 to 987 code for a protein of 262 amino acids.